UCCGUACGGCAGACACGGCACACACCAUGUGUUUUUUAAUCCAGUUAUUAUUCUUACUGUUUUUCCUCAUAUUCGUCACAUGGGUUUAUGGCAAACUUACGAGCGGCAUCUGCAAAAGCAGCCGACAUUUGGUGGAAAAAGUGGUUAUAGUGACGGGUGCGAAUGCGGGUAUAGGAUUUGAAACGGCUAAGAACCUCGCGGAGAGAGGGGCGCGGGUGAUCAUGGCAUGCAGAAACGAGGGCCGCGCCGCCGUUGCCAGAGACCAGAUUGUUGCUGCCACCGGGAACCCUGAUGUGCACUACCGACAUCUUGACCUUGCAUCUUUAAAAUCAGUCAGAGAAUUCGCCGACAACAUCAACAAAACAGAAGAACGUCUCGAUAUUCUUAUAAAUAACGCUGCCAUAUACGGCUCAAAACUCGAGAAGACAGAAGAUGGACUGUUACUUGGCAUGCAAUCCAACCAUUUUGGACCAUUUUUACUAACCAACUUGCUUCUGCCGAAACUAAAAUCAUCAGCGCCUAGUCGUAUAGUCAACGUUUCUUCUAUAGCGCAUGAAAAGGGGAUCAUCGACUUGAAUAACCUUAAUAGUGAGAAAGAAACAGAUGAAACAAUAAAUGUCAGUAAGGUGUAUUCUGCAUCUAAAUUGUGCAACAUAUUGAUGACUGUUGAGCUGGAUCGGCAACUGCGCGGAACAGGAGUAACCGUUAAUUGUUUGCAUCCGGGUGUAGUUGAUACUGAAAUCUUAACUGUCAUACCAGUGUUUAAUAAGUUAUUGCCCCUGUUGAGGCUUUUUUUCAAAAAUAGCUGGGAAGGUGCCCAGACGACAGUUCACCUUGCCGUGGCACCAGAGGUGGCGUCAAUCAGUGGUCGCUACUUUAAAGACUGCCGCGAAGCGAUACCUUCAAAAAGUGCUCAAGAUUUGAAAGUAGCCCGCGAGCUGUGGGAAGUGUCUGAAAAGUUAGUUAAAUUGAAAUAAAUUGCCUUUAGG
Molecule: messenger RNA, 989 nt
Organism: Cydia splendana
Lineage: Eukaryota; Metazoa; Arthropoda; Insecta; Lepidoptera; Tortricidae
Product: retinol dehydrogenase 13-like
Exons: 1
Coding region: 27-977 (316 amino acids)
Source: RefSeq, a predicted model, not a curated record